Molecule: messenger RNA, 2534 nt
Organism: Heteronotia binoei (common prickly gecko)
Lineage: Eukaryota; Metazoa; Chordata; Lepidosauria; Squamata; Gekkonidae
Product: protocadherin beta-16-like
Exons: 2
Coding region: 9-2534 (841 amino acids)
Biological process (GO): homophilic cell-cell adhesion
Cellular component (GO): plasma membrane
Molecular function (GO): calcium ion binding
Source: RefSeq, a predicted model, not a curated record
CUGAGACAAUGGAAAUAUUUUCCAGCAACAGACAAGGUUGGUCUUUUUUCUUCUGUCUUUGCAUGUGUGGGGCAAUAUGUGACUCCUUCUACUAUUCAGUGCACGAGGAAAGGAAAAGUGGGUCUCUGGUGGCAAAUGUGCUAAAGGAUUUGAAAAUGGAUGCAAAGGAGCUCUCUGAUCGCAGGGCCCAGCUGGUUUCUGAAGGCACCAAACAAUAUUUCCAGCUGGAUCCUCACACUGGGAAUGUGAUAUUACAGGAUAGAAUUGACCGAGAAGCCCUGUGUGGUCAGAAGGACCCUUGUGUCUUAGUCUCAGAGGUUGUGCUGGAAAAACCAUUGCAAGUGCACAGAAUUGAAGUUGAAAUAGAGGAUGUGAAUGACAAUUCCCCCCAUUUCUCUAAAAAGGAAUUGUUUUUUGAAAUACCUGAGCACAUGCCAGCAAAUACGCGAUUCCCUUUAGAGAAAGCCAAAGAUGCAGACAAAGGUGAAAAUGCUGUCCAGAACUACACGCUUAGUCCUAAUGAACAUUUCCAGGUAGAUGUGCAAAAUCGCAGUGAUGGUAGCAAAUCUGUACAAUUAGUAUUGCAGAAACAGUUAGACCACGAAGAGGAAUCACGUCUUUUCCUAAUAUUGUCGGCUGUUGACGGAGGGAUACCAACGAGAACAGGCACAGUAAAUAUUGUCAUUCAUGUUCUGGACGCCAAUGAUAAUUUCCCUCAGUUUAGUGAUUCUGUGUACAAAAUAAAACUGAAGGAAAAUGCCCUCAGAGACACACUUGUGACAAAAGUGGAAGCGACUGACAAGGAUCUUGGUUCCUAUGGGGACAUCACUUAUUCCUUCAGCCAGGUGCCAGAAACUGUGCUCAAAGCAUUCAGUCUAAACAAACAGACUGGGGAACUUACUGUUACAGGAACCAUUGAUUACGAAGAUGAGAGAAACUAUGAGAUAAGCAUCAAAGCUAUGGAUGGAGGGGGGCUCUCUGAUUACUGCAAAGUUAUUGUGGAGGUUGAGGACAUGAAUGACAAUGCCCCAGAGGUGACGCUCACAUCCCUCACCAGUCCAUUAUCAGAAGAUUCUCCCCUGGAUACAGUGGUGGCCCUCUUCCGUAUCACAGACCAAGACUCUGGAGAUAAUGGCAGAACUGCCUGCAACAAUGAGGCAAACUUACCAUUCAUGUUGAAAGUGACUGCAAACAAUUAUUACCAGCUGGUGACCCACCGAACCUUAGAUCGAGAAACGGACUCUGAAUACAACAUCACCAUCACAGCCACAGACUGGGGCUCUCCCAGGCUUACGGCAACAAGAAUUAUCAAUGUUCUGAUCUCAGAUGUUAAUGACAACGCUCCAUUAUUUGAGAAGUCAACAUAUGAAAUGCAAUUACGAGAAAACAAUAUUCCAGGCCUUUUUCUAGGAUUGGUACAUGCUGAUGAUCCGGACACAGAGUGGAAUGCCAAAGUGACAUACUCUCUUUUGCCUGGGAAGAUCAAUGAUCAUCAUAUGUCCUCUUACAUCUCCAUCAACUCUGAAACUGGGAAUCUCUAUGCUAUCCAAUCUCUUGAUUAUGAACAGAUAAAAGAUUUCCUAGUGACUGUGAGGGCUGUGGACAGUGGUUCUCCUCCCUUGAGCUCCCAAGUUAUUGUCCGAGUUGUUAUCAUGGAUGAAAAUGAUAACACUCCAUUCAUCCUCUACCCUCUUCAGAAUGGCUCUUCCCCAUCCAAUGACCUGGUUCCCAGGGGGGCGGAGGCUGGCUACCUGGUCACCAAGGUGGUGGCAGUGGACAGAGAUUCUGGUCAGAACUCUUGGCUUUCUUAUGAGCUGCUGAAGGCCACAGAACCAGCUCUGUUCAGUGUGGGGGCCCAGAAUGGAGAAGUGAAAACCAUGAGGCCCAUUAAUAAACGAGACACCUUCAAACAGAAACUUAUCAUUGGAGUCAGAGACAAUGGGCACCCAGCCCAGUCCACCUCUGCAACACUAAGCAUUCUGCUAGUGGAUGGCUUUUCUGAGCCUUAUAUGAAAAUGGUGGAUAUCCCAAAGGAGGAAGUGGUGGAGGAGAAAGACCAUACCUUGACUAUGUAUCUGGUCAUAUGCUUGGCUGCCAUAUCUUUCAUUUUCCUGGUUUUUGUGGUGGUGUUUGUUGCCCUCAAGGUUCAUAAAAGGAGGAAGUUCAUAGAGAGCUCUGCCCUGAAUUUCCCAGUGGGACCAGAUUUCCCAGAGAACUGUGGAGCUGCUGAUGCUGGAUCCCUUUCCCGGGCUUACAACUAUGAGGUGUGCUUAGCUGGUGGAUCUCUGAACAGCGAGUUCAGGUUUCUGCGGCCUCUCUUCCCUGUGUUUUCUAUGAAGCCUGCUCAGUCCCAAGGAGUUCAAAGGAUUGCACCCGGUUCCCAGGAUAUUUCAAGUCAUGCAGCAGAAGAGCAAAUCAUGAGUGAGUUGGUUUACAUACCAGGCUGCCUUCCUUACCAUGAAAACAUUGAUCCUUCUGUGACCCAUAGUUUGGCCACACCUGCUAGUGGUGGCCAGUGCGAUCCGCCAAGUUGA